AUGCUUUUUGGGGGAGAGAAAAAGAAAAGUUAUCCUCGCGGCGAAGUAUUUGGAGUCACGUUCGCAACUAUACGUCUCUUCUCGGGAGUACGUCCUUUUUCAUUGACUACGGCUCAUUUAGUAACGACGCAACGGAUCCAACUCAUAGGCGCUCGACUCUCGGCGCUGCGGUCGUCCAGGUCGGUCCCCCCCAAGCUGCAGCGCCCCCGAUGCCUCUUUGCGCUGCCCCCUUUCGAGAUACGUGAGAAGGCUCCUCCCCGCGCCGGAGUUGGGAGGGCCCGGGCCUUCCUUCGAAAGGAGCGGCUCCGGUACAAGGAAGGCUUCGGUGGCCUCAGCGCUAUGGCGGAGCCGCUGGGGGACUGCGCCCGUCCGUGCAGGAACGGCUUUGAUAAACCAAAGGAGAGUGUCCAUCCAAGGAAUUUGAUUCCAGAACUUUGCCGGCAGUUUUAUCACUUAGGAUGGGUUACAGGAACUGGUGGUGGAAUCAGCAUGAAACAUGGCAAUGAAAUAUAUAUUGCUCCAUCUGGUGUCCAGAAAGAAAGAAUACAGCCUGAAGAUAUGUUUGUGUGUGAUAUCGAAGAAAAGGACAUCAGUGGCCCUCCAUCACACAAGAAACUCAAGAAGAGUCAAUGUACACCUCUGUUCAUGAACGCUUAUAUCAUAAGAGGAGCAGGAGCAGUGAUUCAUACUCAUUCCAAAGCUGCUGUAAUGGCCACACUUUUGUAUCCAGGAAAAGAGUUUAAAAUAACUCAUCAGGAGAUGAUAAAAGGAAUCAAGAAAUGUACUACAGGGGGAUAUUUCAGAUACAAUGACAUGUUAGUGGUCCCUAUUGUUGAGAAUACACCCGAAGAGAAGGACUUGAAGGAGAGGAUGGCACAUGCAAUGAACACAUAUCCAGAUACUUGUGCCGUGCUGGUCAGGCGUCAUGGUGUUUAUGUUUGGGGUGAAACUUGGGAAAAAGCCAAGACAAUGUGUGAAUGUUACGACUACCUUUUUGACAUUGCAGUACAAAUGAAACAACUUGGAAUUGAUCCUGCUUUGGUUCCCAGUGGAGAAAAUGGAAUUGUUUAGUAACCGUUUUUCCCCUAAAAUGACUACCCUUGAUUACAAUAUUUGGUUUCUAGGACAGCGUCAGAUUAUUAAACAUUAACCAUUCUGUAUUGGUUGUUAAAUGUCUGAAGGAUACUCAAGAUAAUCUGUGUUCCUCAUGCAGAUAUUGAAUUGUACAAAACUCCUUUACCUCUCAAUUUGCAUAACAUUAAUAAUUUGGUUUUAGGAUCUUCUUUGUUUUUCAUAUUCUACUGUUUAACAAUAUACCAUUAUUAAAACCUGAUGGUCUUGUAAUUCUCAAAUUCAGGAUUUCUUUUCUUUUUUUUACAUAAGAAGCACACUAUGGUAUCCAACAGGGAAAAUGUUCAAAACAAUUUCAAAUAGGUGUUGAAAGAGUGCCAUGGAUAAAAGUAUGCCAAAAUAAGACAUUAGCUUUUACUUUUGAAAAAUAACACUUUUUUCACUCUCCUCUUUAAGAAAGUGAAUGCAUUCUCCUACAUGCUGUUUUCCUUGGAUAAUUCAAAAUACAUGUCAGCCCAGAAAUCAUUCCAAAAUUAUAGGUAUUUGAAAAGUAAUGAAAGGAGCUUGAAAAAAAAAUAGUAUACAGAAAUGAAUGGUGUAUUUAUUUUACCUAGGUGUUUUAGAUGGUGCCAAUGGAUUCAACAACAUUUUAAAGGUUACAUGCGUCAUCUUAUAACUUGGUAUGUUAACAAAAAGUAAAAUAGGAAUAUAUUGCUGUAAUUUCAGUGUUACUUGCUCUGUGGGGAUAAGAUGGAUGCUGGGCACAAAGUCUGAAAGGCUGAAGUUCAUGAAGAUGACUAGUAGUUAAAGAAGUGAACCCUGCCCCAGAUGAAGUGCUAUCAGAAUUAUUUAUUAAAAGGACUAUCAGAUGAAUAUUAAAGUAUUGUUUAAAUGCAAAAUGAUAGGAGUCUCUUCUACCUGCCACUAAAACACACAACAGUAUGUGCAAUAGCAAGAACAGAAGUUCUUUUUGGUCCUGGUGACAUUUUAUGCAAACACUAUCUAGUAUUGAAUAAAUAUUUAUUUGUAAAUUACAU
Messenger RNA from Python bivittatus (Burmese python), 2108 nucleotides. RefSeq names its product APAF1 interacting protein (gene APIP). Gene Ontology annotation, molecular function: methylthioribulose 1-phosphate dehydratase activity; metal ion binding. Gene Ontology annotation, cellular component: cytoplasm. Lineage: Eukaryota; Metazoa; Chordata; Lepidosauria; Squamata; Pythonidae. The record is from RefSeq and is a predicted model, not a curated record.